Molecule: messenger RNA, 2285 nt
Organism: Cucumis melo (muskmelon)
Lineage: Eukaryota; Viridiplantae; Streptophyta; Magnoliopsida; Cucurbitales; Cucurbitaceae
Exons: 1
Coding region: 91-2121 (676 amino acids)
Source: RefSeq, a predicted model, not a curated record
CCCGAAGCAUCAAAUUGUCAAUAAAUGAAAUGAAAUCCAUAACCUUUCAUUAAAUCCUCAUUCCUUGCCGAUUUCUCCUUGCCCAUUCCCAUGGCUCCUCCAAGCCUUCUCGGUCCCCCGGAGCUCUACCACGCCGCUUCCCCUGUCUCACUCCAACCAACGGAAUCAGCCCCCGUCUCACUCCAACCAACGGAAUCAGCCCCCGUCUCACUCCAACCAACGGAAUCAACCCCCUCUGGAGUCCCCUUCGUCGAUGCAAUGCUCGCCAACUUCAACAACAUCAAUAACCACUCCGAUGACAACCUGCCGCCCAUGGGCUUCACGGAGAAUAUGUCGGCGACCUUUCUCUCCACCGGCAAUCCUUGCCUUGAUUUCUUCUUCCAUGUGGUUCCUGAUACCCCUGCCAAUUCUUUGAUCGACAGAUUGAGUUUGGCUUGGAAUCAUAAUCCCUUGAUGACGCUCAAGCUCAUCUGUAACCUGCGAGGAGUUCGUGGUACGGGAAAGUCCGAUAAAGAGGGAUACUACACGGCCGCGCUCUGGCUCUACAACUUUCAUCCCAAAACCCUAGCAGGUAACAUUCCUUCUAUCGCUGAUUUCGGUUAUUUCAAGGAUCUGCCGGAGAUACUCUACCGGCUUCUUGAGGGUUCCGAUGUGAGGAAGAAUCAGAAGAAAGAGUGGGGGGAGAGGAAAGGUAAGAGUCGAAAGAGAUUGUCGUCGCCUAGGAGAGGGGGGCUAUCUGUCAGAUAUGGAAGCUUCAAGCAAGAGAAACCGAAGACGAGGAAGAAAGAAAUUCAAUCUUCAAUAGACAGGGAGGCCAACAUUUCGAAGGCAAUGGAGAAAUCGAGGAUAGAAAAAGAGAAGGCGAGCGCAGAGAGGAAGUUAAGGAAGGUUUCGAUGGCGAGGAAGGUUAUGGAACGUUUCCAAUCUGAUCCAAAUUUCCAACUCUUGCACGAUCGAAUCUCUGACUUCUUCACUGAUUGCUUGAAAUCUGAUCUUCAAUUUAUGAAUUCCGGAGAUUUCACGAGAAUCAGUCUCGCUGCGAAAUGGUGCCCUUCCGUCGAUUCGUCCUUUGAUCGAUCGACACUACUCUGCGAGAGCAUAGCGCGGAAAGUUUUCCCUCGCGAAUCGGAUCCAGAAUACGAAGGGAUUGAAGAGGCGCACUAUGCGUACAGAGUUCGCGACAGAUUGAGGAAGGAUGUUUUGGUGCCACUCCGGAAGGUUUUGGAGCUGCCGGAGGUUUACAUUGGAGCCAAUAGAUGGGAUUCGAUCCCUUACAACAGAGUAGCUUCUGUUGCAAUGAAAAACUACAAGGAAAAGUUCAUGAAACACGAUGGGGAGCGGUUUGCCCAAUACUUGAAAGACGUGAAGGACGGUAAGACCAAGAUCGCCGCCGGAGCACUGCUUCCUCACGAGAUCAUAAUGUCUUUAUUCGACGGACAGGAAGACGGUGGAGAAGUUGCAGAGCUUCAAUGGAAGAGAAUGGUGGAUGACUUGUUGAAGAAAGGGAAGUUGAGAGACUGUAUUGCUGUUUGUGAUGUGUCCGGAAGUAUGGAGGGGAUUCCCAUGGAUGUUUGUAUUGCUUUGGGUCUUUUGGUUUCUGAAUUGAGCGAAGAUCCAUGGAAAGGGAAAGUGAUCACAUUCAGUGCAAACCCAGAACUUCAUGUGAUCCAAGGGGACAGUCUGAAAUCAAAAGCGGAGUUCGUUAAGACGAUGCAUUGGGGGGUUAAUACUGAUUUUCAGAAGGUUUUUGAUCAAAUUCUCAAAGUGGCUGUAGAUGGAAAGUUGAAGGAAGAACAAAUGAUAAAGAGAGUGUUUGUGUUCAGUGACAUGGAGUUCGAUCAAGCAUCAGCCACCUCGUGGGAAACAGAUUACCAAGUUAUAGUCAGAAAAUUCACAGAAAAAGGGUAUGGAUCAGCUGUUCCACAGAUUGUGUUUUGGAACUUAAGAGAUUCGAGGGCGACGCCAGUGCCGGGCAAGGAGAAGGGGGUGGCUUUGGUCAGUGGAUACUCAAAGAACUUGAUGAACUUGUUUUUGGAUGGUGAUGGCGUCAUUCAACCGGAGGCCGUCAUGGAGCAAGCUAUCUCCGGCAAUGAGUACCAGAAGCUUGUUGUUCUUGAUUGAUCAAUCAAGAUACACAAUACAAUAAUUUUGCUGUUUUUCUUUUUCCAUUAUAGGGAAAGUAUAGAAGGAAAAAAAUGUAAAAAAUAGUGAAGAACAAACCAUGGCGUUGUGCUGCACACUCUUGAAUUCUAUAAAUAAUAUAUAUUAUUUUUUUAAAUCCAAAA